CUCUCUCUCUCUCUCUCUCUCUCCGUAGAGCAUUUCUCCUUCCAUGGCUGAGUGUCGUACGUUCAUCAGAGCUGGAGAGAAAAUAUCACAGACAGUACUCCGAAACUGAAAGAUGCCUUUUCCUUCUCUUCUUCUUCUUCUUCUACCUCUCUCUCUUUCAGGUAUUGCUUUCUGAAGAAGGAGCAACCCUUUCAGGUUCUCGUAGGUAAGAGCUGAGUUGGGUUUCUGUUUAAUGAGCUUUUAGGUGCAUUUACUCUCUUGCUGCUGCGAUUGAGAGGAUUUCGAGGAAUUGCAAAAUUUUCCCUUCUAUAGGAGAGUAGUUGGUGAGAGAAGGGGUGCUGGGUUCUUGUCGACCUUGAAUUCCAAGAGCGAUUGAAGUCGCUCCAUCCAAGUUGCAGUACUCCCAAAAUCCAAACUUGAAAGCUGUUUACGAGAUUACUCUGUGCAAACCGCCCCCCCUCAAAAUCUUUCUUCAUUAAUAGAGUCAGCUGCAAUAUGUCCAUGGCAGCAACAAGGUUGUUGAGUUAUCACGCUCACAUGUUCCUCGUCGUCAUCCUCCUUAUCCUCCAUUCAUCCUUCUCUGGCGCAAAUUACUCUGGUGACUUCAGGUCGUUAGUAGCUCUCCGGGACUCCCUUGCUGAAAGAAGAGAUGCCAUUCCUAGUUGGUUUGAUCCAGGGACCCCAUCUUGCAGCUGGGCUGGUGUAAGGUGUGUGGGUCUUGAAGUUCACCAGAUAGACUUAUCAUACACGCCCCUGGGCCUUUCGAUUCCACGCUGCAUUGGUGAUUUCAGGUCUCUGAAGGUCCUUAACUUGAGCAACUGCGGACUCACUGGUUCUAUACCAGACUCCUUGUGGAACUUGCAGAAGUUGCAGUCUCUGGAUUUGAGUGAGAACCAACUGUUUGGUGCUCUACCUCCAGCAGUAUCCAACCUGAAAAUGCUCAGAGAACUCGUGCUUGAUCACAACAGCUUUUCUGGAAGCUUAACAUCCAAUAUUGGACGGCUUGGAGACCUAAUUGAGUUGUCCCUCUCUGGAAAUUCAUUCUCUGGAAGUCUUCCUUUGGAGCUGGGGAGCCUACAGAACUUGGAGUCUCUAGAUAUAAGCAUGAAUUCCUUCUCUGGGAAUUUUCCAUCUAGCUUGGGAAAUCUCACGAGUCUUUUGCACUUAGAUGCUGGUUCGAACGGGUUCACAGGAGCAAUUUGCUCUGAGAUUGGAGGUUUGAGGCGGCUUCUGUCAAUAGAUCUCUCUUCAAACAGUUUGACAGGAUAUAUACCAUCAGAAAUUGGCAGAUUGACAAGUCUAGAGUCUCUCUCCAUCGGAAGAAACAACUUCAAUGGAGGAAUUCCAGCUGAAAUUGGCAAUCUGUUAGAGCUGAAGAUAUUCGAGAUUCAGAACUGCGGACUGUCAGGGAAAAUUCCAGAUGAAAUCUCCAACCUCAGAAGCUUGACAGCCUUAGACAUAUCGGAGAACAGUCUCGAGGGGGGACUGCCUGCCAGCUUUGGUAAGCUGAGUAAUCUAACUUAUCUGAUUGCAGCCAGUGCAGGAUUGAGUGGGCCCAUACCAGAAGAAAUGGGCAACUGUAAGAAGCUAAAAGCCCUGGAUCUGUCUUUCAAUUCCUUCUCCGGUCCACUGCCUGCCGCACUUUUGGGGCUCGAAGCCAUUAGCGUGUUUAUAGUUGAUGGGAACCGUCUAUCAGGCCCAAUCCCCCCCUGGAUUUCAAACUGGAAAGGAGCGAAUUCAAUAAGGCUAAGCAAGAACUUUUUUGAAGGACGUUUGCCUCCAUUGGCACUGCAGUCCUUGAAGACGUUCUCUGUGGACUCCAACCAGCUUUCCGGCGAGAUUCCGCCAGAGAUAUGUGAUGCUGUGUCAUUGACUAUUCUUUCGCUAUCAGAGAACGAAUUUACGGGUAGCAUCCAGAACACUUUCCGGGGUUGCUCGAACCUCACUGAUUUGAUACUGGCAGGAAAUGAUUUCUAUGGCGAAAUCCCAGGCUAUUUAGGGGAGCUGCCUUUGGUUACGCUGGAAAUGUCUCAGAACAACUUCUCAGGCAGGAUUCCAGAUGAGCUCUGGGAGUCCCGGACCCUUCUCGAGAUAUCUCUGAGCAACAAUCUGCUGGUAGGUCAGAUUCCGGCUGCCAUUGGUAGGAUCUCGGCUCUACAGAGGCUGCUGCUGGACAACAAUUUUUUUGAGGGUCCCAUCCCGAAUUCCAUUGGCAACAUGAAAAACCUGACUAAUCUAUCACUCCAUGGGAACAGAUUAACAGGUGAGAUCCCAUUGGAACUCUUCGAAUGUACAAAUCUGGUGGCACUGGACCUGGGUUCGAAUGGCCUCACCGGUCUCAUCCCCAAAAGCAUAUCCCAGCUGAAGCUGCUGGAUAAUCUGGUUCUGUCAAGAAACCGGCUCUCCGGCCAGAUCCCUGGAGAGAUAUGCACUGGGUUUCAGCAGGCUGCAUUUCCAGAUUCCGAGUUCACCCAGCACUAUGGCGUGCUUGAUCUUUCAAGCAACGAGCUUGUGGGCCCAAUUCCUUCAGCUAUCAAGCAUUGUGCGGUGCUGAUCGAGCUUCGAAUGCAGGAGAACAAGCUCAAUGGCAGCCUCCCCCACGAACUUUUGAGCCUGGUGAACCUGACAUUCAUCGAUCUGUCUUCCAAUUCUCUCACAGGACCCAUCCUACCGCAGUUCUUCAAGUCAAAAAAUCUCCAAGGCCUCCUCCUCUCAAACAACCAUCUGACUGGCCAGAUACCGGACGGGCUGGAAUUGAUGAUGCCUAGUCUGGUGAAGCUUAAUCUGUCAAGCAACUGUCUCACUGGCCCCUUCCCAUCAUCCAUCUUCAACAUCAAGAGCCUGACCCACCUAGACAUUAGCCAGAACUCCCUCGCUGGGCCCAUUUCGUUUCCCUGGCGAAGUCCCACCAUCAGCUCUCUAUUAGUCCUGAAUGCCAGCAAUAACCGCUUCUCUGGUGUCCUAGCUGAAACAAUCUCCAACCUUACAUCCCUCGCCAUCCUCGACCUCCACAACAACAGCUUCACAGGCAGCUUGCCACUGUCCAUCUCGAACAUGGCUAGCCUGACAUAUCUCGACCUCUCCAGUAACAACUUCCAGGAGUCCGUACCAUGCGCUAUCUGCACCAUACUGGGCCUCACUUUCAUCAACUUCUCUGGCAACAAGUUCAAUGGCUACGUGCCUGAAACCUGCACUGCUGUGAAGCCAUGCUCUCUGGACAACGCUGUUCUCUCACCCCUACGUGCUUAUCCACCCACGUCUGCUCUAACUCGAGCCUCCAUCUGGGCGAUUGCAUUCUGCGCUCUGGUUAUCUUCCUCGGCUUACUAUUCGGUUUGAUCAGGUGGAAGCUGCUGCGGCAAGAGGCCGCUUCGGCCAUCCUUUCGCCCAAGGCCAAGCCUGCAUCCAUUGAGCCAGCCUCCACUGACGAGCUCCUAGCUAAGAAGACAAAGGAGCCACUGAGCAUCAAUGUAGCCACCUUUGAGCACGCGUUGCUGCGGCUGACACCGGCCGAUAUACUAACAGCAACUGAGAACUUCAGCAAGGCCCACAUUAUCGGUGACGGUGGAUUCGGCACCGUCUACAGGGCAUUGCUGCCAGAGGGACGGACUGUUGCUGUCAAAAGGCUCAACGAUGGCCACUUCCAAGGUGACCGUGAGUUCCUAGCAGAGAUGGAGACGAUUGGGAAGGUGAAACACCGCAACCUGGUUCCACUGCUUGGCUACUGUGUUUUUGGUGAGGAGCGGUUCCUGAUAUACGAGUACAUGGAAAAUGGCAGCCUGGACCUUUGGCUGAGGAACCGAGCUGACGCGGUCGAGACACUCAACUGGCCAGCCCGGUUCAAGAUAUGCCUGGGUGCAGCCCGUGGGCUCGCUUUCCUGCACAAUGGGUUCGUGCCACACAUCAUACACCGAGACAUGAAGUCGAGUAACAUCCUGCUGGAUCGCGGUUUCGAGCCGCGAGUGUCGGACUUUGGGCUUGCACGCAUUAUCAGUGCAUGUGAGACUCACGUGAGCACUGAUCUUGCUGGCACGUUCGGGUACAUACCGCCUGAGUAUGGGCAGACGAUGAAGGCGACUGCGAAGGGUGAUGUCUACAGCUUUGGGGUGGUGAUGUUGGAGCUGCUGACUGGGCGAGCCCCGACUGGGCAGGAUGAGGUGGAGGGGGGCAACCUGGUGGGGUGGGUGAGGUGGAUGGCUGCAGCUGGGAGGGAGUCGGAGGUGCUGGAUCCCUGCGUGUCGGGUCCUGGCCCGUGGAGAGAGCAGAUGGUGCGUGUGCUCACGGUCGCAAGGGCGUGCACGUGCGAUGAGCCAUCGAGGAGGCCUACCAUGCUGGAGGUGGUGAAGCUGUUGAAGGAUAUUAAGAUGGAAGGUUCUGGGGUGUGAUCAAAAUCAAAAUGCACACGUGUGGGGGUAGUGUGCGUGUGUGGGGGGGAUGGUUAGUAGUUAGUGGUGGUAGGCAUGUUCUCGUGCAUUGGUUUUUAUAAUAUUAGCAAGGGAAAGUAGGUUGAAGAUUACCCUGUAAAUAAGCGUGUGAAAAAGGUUAAAAAAGAGAGAAGUUGUGAUGUUUGGAUUGCAAAAACUGACUUUGAUGGACUGCUCGCUCUGUGUUCCCUAUGGGGCCCACAUGCGGAGGUGGUCCAAUUAGAGCUGUUCACGUUUCGGGUGGGGAUUUUAGAGUGGUGAACGGUAAGGGACGAUCCAGACCCUUUGAUUUAAGGAGUUGGAAUGGUUCCAUAUCGUCCAUCUGCACUGCAUCAGUGGUCGUAAGCUUCUUAUUGCGGCUGUAAAUGGUAGCGCGUGGAACAUGGGUGAUUCCCAUUGGAUAGUUAGGAUGGCCUUUGGACAUGAUAAUGGUUUAGAUAGUUUAUAGGUAGCUUAAUGGAAAGUGGAUGUUAACUCAUUAUAUUCGACUUUAAAUUAUCUCUAGGAGGAUUUAUAAGACUUAA
This is a messenger RNA of Magnolia sinica, 4946 nucleotides long. Its product is annotated as leucine-rich repeat receptor protein kinase MSP1-like. NCBI's taxonomy places the organism in Eukaryota, Viridiplantae, Streptophyta, Magnoliopsida, Magnoliales, Magnoliaceae. Bases 496 to 4383 code for a protein of 1295 amino acids. The transcript has 4 exons. Gene Ontology annotation, biological process: protein phosphorylation. The record is from RefSeq and is a predicted model, not a curated record. Gene Ontology annotation, molecular function: protein binding; ATP binding; protein kinase activity.